Molecule: messenger RNA, 2827 nt
Organism: Anastrepha obliqua
Lineage: Eukaryota; Metazoa; Arthropoda; Insecta; Diptera; Tephritidae
Product: neprilysin-4
Exons: 1
Coding region: 99-2504 (801 amino acids)
Biological process (GO): protein processing
Cellular component (GO): plasma membrane
Molecular function (GO): metalloendopeptidase activity
Source: RefSeq, a predicted model, not a curated record
UGCAAGGGAUAAAACGCGUAGCAACAAAACGUGAACCCGCGAAAUACCACGCGAGAAACUACUUGGCAGGCAAAAAAACGUGUAGAGCUCCAAGCAACAUGCGACUGAAACAUAGUUGCCGUCAGUGGUCAGCAACACUGAAGCAGCAGCUGCAACAAACAAGAUCGCUGAGGUUUCAAAAACUGAUAAGCAUUACAAUUCACGUGCUUAUUUCAGCACUGCUGACGCCAGUGGUCUGUGCUUCGCCAGCGCGCUCCCUUUCGACGGCUGGCAGUUCAACGGCCACUAUUGACGCACAUCCGCUUUGGACUCACGUGAAUAGAACGUGUCUAGCGCACACUUGCAAUGACACACUCAACAUGCAGCAUCUUGAACGGUUGGAGGGCAAUAUCGACUGGACUGUGAAUGCAUGCGACGACUUUCAUACACACGCAUGUGGCAACUGGGUGCCUCCCAGAGCACACAACACCACUGCCAGCAUGAUGCAAGUGGCGGACGAGGCAUUGACCACGCGGUAUGUAGAGUUUUUUGAAAGCGCAUUGCACCGUAGUCACACGCAGUGGCGCGGCGAAGCGUCAAUUUCAGCGGCGUUGAAUAGGGCAACUCAACGCCAAGAAAUACGGCGUGCACGCAUACGUGGUGCGCGUACUUCGACGCAUAUGACCAGAAGCAGUAACAAUCCAUUGAAACUAGCCGCUAAUGCAGACGCGUCCACCCAUGAGUUUGCCAUGAGAACGGAAGCGGAAGAUUACGAUCUAGUACUCGCGAAACUAUUGCAGUAUUAUCGCGUCUGUACACGCGCCGAAUCGCUUACACUGCGCGGCUAUUAUGAGCAAAUUCGCAUGGAAGGACUGUUGCGUCCACGACACCGCCACUGGCAGGAAAUGCUAGCACAUUUUGCGCGCUACGGCUAUGGCGAGCAGUUCGUGUACUUUAAGGUGCGCCAACAAAAUGCAACACAACAUGAUAUCACUGUGCUGCCACACGAUACGCAGAAGCGACUCAAUUUGACGGCGGAAAUAUACGAUGUGUUGCGCGCACACACACGCAAAAGCCACGCUGAGCUAACAACGGCAUUUCGCGCACUUGAAGCGGAUGUGGAAGCGAUUGUGGGCACCAUGUGUGCGUUGACUAAAGACGCACCGACCACCACGUCCCGUAGCGUCACGACUACGCCGGUAUCAGCUAAGCCGCAAGCACUCAUUGACUCGCCGCCAACAAUCGUGAGCGCUGAGGAAGAUUGUGAUCUGAUGGAAACAUUGAGCUUUGCUGAGUUAACAGCACGUUGCGGCGAAGUUGAUUGGCAGCGCUUCAUCGGCGUGCCGCUGGGCCGGCAUAUCCAUGGCGCUGAUCUCAUACGCGUCGAUUCAUUGGAAACAGUCUGCAAACUGGCACGCUAUCACAAUCAAGCGCAGCAUGCUAACAUAAAUUUCCUUUACUCGCUUGCGCGCUUUCUCAGCUACUUACAGCAGCAGCAAUACAAUCCCGUGCGCCUUGGUGGCAGCGCUGCUACUUGCAUACGUCAUAUGCGCAAAACGCUGUCCGUCGCAAUGACCUACGUUUACGAUCAUGUUUACUAUGCGCCCGUGCGCGCUGAGAGCGACCGCAUCGUGCGUACGAUAUUUGAUCAACUCAAGGCGGAGUUUGCGCAAACGCUGGCGCUCAAUCGCAUGCAAUUCGACGCUGAUAUAGUUGCUUACUUGCAGCAGAAAUUGCGUUCGCUGCGGCUUAAUAUGGGCAAUUUGCCGCCCACGGUUAACUCUUCUUUCUACGUGGAUCUUAUAUGGAAGCUAAAUGUGAGCAGCGACAAUUUCUAUCGCAAUCACUUGCAUGCUUUGGCACAUACAUACGGACAUCUGCGCCGUCUAGCCGCCAGCGCUACGAAGAAUCACAGUCGCAGCACGUGGUACACUUUCAAUUAUCACGAGCCCACUUUCCUAGACAGCCUAGACUCGACGCCGUACUAUUUUUGCCUUAGCAACAUGAUUAUCGUACCACACGCCUACCUACAAACGCCUUUCUACGAUCGUCAAUUCUGGUCGAUACUGCUCUACGGCGAUCUUGCGAACACGCUGGGUCAUGAACUCGUUCACAGCUUCGAUAGCACCUUCCUCGAGUACGAUCACGUGGGCAACAUGAACGAGCUGAUGAUGCAGCGCAUCUCCGCCAAUGUGAAUUUUGCACGCAACGUUCAAUGCUUAAGCCAAGGCACCAAAUUUCUAGCCGAGCGUAUUGCUGAUGUGAGUGGCACGCGUUUAGCGCUUAAUGCCUUCUUGCGUGAUGUGCACAACGUUCGGAGCAAUGGGCGCUUGUUUUUUCUGCAAUUCGCGCAAUUCUUCUGCAGCAACACAGACGAGGCGGAACACCAGCUGCUGGAUCCUUGGCAUGAUGCGGACCCAGUGCGGCUAAACUAUACGUUAGCGCAGAUGCCCGAAUUCAUGGAAGCCUUCAGUUGUCCGGCGAAGAGUCGUGUGGAUGCCGUGCAGCGUUGCGAGAUGUGGUAGCGUAUGUGAUGUAGGGGGGCGAGUAAGGGUUAGAAAUGUAUGAAAAGUAAGAGAAAAUAUGUUAGUAUGUUAGCGUGUUUUCUUAGCUUAUAAACUUUAGUAUUAGUAGAGUAGGGUAAAUAAAUCAGCUACGUCAACCAAUGGUUUUAUUGCUAGGGUACUUAAUUGUAUUUACACAUAAACUAGUCCAUAAUUUUUUAAAUGAGUGAAAACUUUAUACCAUACUUUUAUAUAUAGGUUUUUUUAAGAACUGUGAAGUGUACGCCUUUACGUAGUAAUUUAUUUAAGAAAAAAAUUUUAUAAUGAAAGAUAUCAGGCGUUAA